GGAUAUUUUAAGAUAUUUCUAGAACCCGACCCGGUUCACACUUUUUUUUAUUUCCAGCGGCCGUCUCUUCUCCGCUCAUAUCGUCGCUCGGAGCUCCUAGAUCGCGUAGUUUCCUUGCGCGUGUGACACCUUCUUCCUCCUCCGGGUUCAGGUCGAAAUCUUAGGAAAAGACCAAGAGCCUUUGUUUCAGCAAGCCAUGGCCAAGCAUCAUCCUGAUUUGAUCAUGUGCCGGAAACAACCUGGAAUCGCCAUCGGGAGGUUGUGCGAGAAAUGUGAUGGCAAGUGCGUGGUCUGCGACUCCUACGUCCGCCCCUGUACGCUGGUUAGGAUCUGCGAUGAAUGCAACUAUGGUUCGUUCCAAGGACGGUGCGUCAUAUGCGGAGGGGUUGGAAUCUCAGAUGCUUACUACUGCAAAGAGUGUACACAGCAGGAGAAAGAUCGAGAUGGUUGUCCCAAGAUUGUCAAUCUCGGGAGUGCGAAGACUGAUUUGUUUUAUGAACGUAAGAAGUAUGGAUUCAAGAAACGAUAGAUUGUUUUGAUUACUCAGGGGUGUUCAUUUAUUAUCCUAUGUAAGUGUCUGUACUCGUCUGUGUUUAGGCAUUGAUUCAAAGAAAAGACCAUUGUUUGUUACUCUUUGUUAUGGUUGUUUAAUGUCUAGUAUGUGAUUGUUCCUCUGCAAAAA
Molecule: messenger RNA, 682 nt
Organism: Raphanus sativus (radish)
Lineage: Eukaryota; Viridiplantae; Streptophyta; Magnoliopsida; Brassicales; Brassicaceae
Product: PHD finger-like domain-containing protein 5A
Exons: 2
Coding region: 197-529 (110 amino acids)
Biological process (GO): mRNA splicing, via spliceosome
Cellular component (GO): U2 snRNP; catalytic step 2 spliceosome; precatalytic spliceosome
Source: RefSeq, a predicted model, not a curated record